Meloidogyne enterolobii is the source of this 1998-nucleotide messenger RNA. Lineage: Eukaryota; Metazoa; Nematoda; Chromadorea; Rhabditida; Meloidogynidae. The record is from the annotation of a GenBank genome assembly.
UUUGUUAAAUUAAAAAAGUUGAAUAUGGUUAAUAUUUCAGAGGAGCCUAGGGAACAAAAUGAUCGGCGGACCUUUGGGUCCUUUGGCUCGAGAGCCGCAACUGGGGCAAACACCGCACCUUUGAAUCCUGCAGGUCCAAGAGGCCGAGGACGUGGACGUGGAACAACUCAUUCCUCAUUUGGAGGUCAAGCACAAACUGAUGAUAACAAAGAGGAUUCUAAUACAAAGUCUGAACGUGUUUCGCCUACAGAGCCAGAGACAAUUGGACCAAGACGCGGAUCAUUUGGGAGAGGAAAUGGCAGAGGAGGAUUCACUUCCCGCCAAGCAGAGGGAGCUGAUGGCACUGAUUUUGGUGAUCGUCCUGCGAAUAGUGACUCUAAUGAAAAUAAUACCCGUGGAAGGGGAGGUUUUGGUGGACGUGGAAGAGGAGCUUUUGCGACUUCUAAGUCUAACGAAGACAAUAACUCUACGGAUGCUGGGGGAGAAGGAGGACGUGGAAGAGGUUCAGGAUUCCGAGGCCGUGGUGCUGGAGGACCUCGUUUUGGUGAAAAUGGUUCGUCUUUUGGAGGUGGGGCUGGAAAUAAUGCAGAUAGCACUAAUAAUGAUGGAGACAAGCCUCGCGGUUUUGGUGGACGUGGGCGCACAUUUGGGGAUGGUGGAGGUUCACGUGCAUUUGGCGAUGGUGGAGGAUCACGCACGUUUGGCGAGGGUGGAGGUGCACGCACAUUUGGUGAUGGUGGAGGUGCACGUGGAUCAUUUGCAGGCGGAGGGCGCCGCUUUGAGGACAACGGUGGACAAACAACUUUUCGACCUUAUGCUUCUGAAGAAGAACGUGCUCGAGAUACUCCUCAUGUCCCAGUUGACCGCACAAUUGAAGAUAUCCGUGCUGAAGAUAUUAAGGCUGCUGAACAGUAUAAAAAUAUUUGUGAAGAGGAUGAAGAAUGCGUUGUUACUGGGCUUGAAUCUGCAACUCAAGUUCUCGAUGAUUGGGGUGAAGCCAACUUUGAACCAAAACUGAAAGAAAAUAUUGAAAAGGCUCAAUACAUUCGUUUGCGAAAAAUUCAAUCUCUUGCUAUUCCUUUGAUUAUGGACGGACAUGAUGUCAAAGGCCAUGCUGAAUCUGGAAGUGGAAAGAGCGCAGCAUUUUUGUUGCCCAUUAUCAAUAAAAUUAUGGUGUUAAAGAAGAAGGAGGAAUUUAAGUCGAAACGAGUUUGCCCGUAUGCGCUUAUAAUUGAACCAACACGUGAAUUGGCAAUUCAACUAUACGAUCAAGCAAGAAAAUUGGCUGAUGAAACUGGUGUUUCUGUUGCUAAAGCUUAUGGAAUGUUCAAGCAUAAAGAAAAUUUGAAGCAUAUUUCAACUAGUGGUUGUGAUAUUCUUGUUGGGACUCCUGGCCGUCUUACCGACUUUUUUAUGAAUGAAUUUCUUGACUUUGAAUUAAUGAAAAUUUUGGUUUUGGAUGAAGCUGACCAGUUACUUGAAGACAGUUUUGCACGUGAUCUGCGUCGUUUAACUAAAGUGAACGGAUGGCCAAAGAAUGAGGACCGUCAAACUCUGCUUUUUAGUGCCACUUUUCCACCAGAAGUUCAAGUGUGGGCGAGCGAGUGGCUCAAAAAGGAAAAUGUGAUGGUUUCAAAUCGUAAAUUGGUGGAUGCUAACCCGCGUAUUAUUCAAAAGUUUAUGAAAGUUUCGCGUGGUGAAAAGAACAAUGAACUUUUGAAAUUGCUUAAACAAGAGGAGGAAGAUGCCAAAAAAGAAAAUCCUGACAAUCCGAACAAAAAACGAACUAUGGUCUUUGUAAAAAUGAAACGCACGGCUGACGUCGUCUCGACAUUCCUUAAUGUUAAUGGUCUCAAGUCAACUACUAUCAAUGGAGAUCGGCCACAAAAGUUGCGAGAACAAUCAUUGAAUGAAUUUAGGGAUGGAAAACACAAUAUUGUGGUAACAACUGAUGUUUGCUCUAGAGGAAUUGACAUUAAAGGCCUUGACCAUGUAUGA